Molecule: messenger RNA, 4326 nt
Organism: Aquila chrysaetos chrysaetos
Lineage: Eukaryota; Metazoa; Chordata; Aves; Accipitriformes; Accipitridae
Gene: PRPH2
Product: peripherin 2
Exons: 3
Coding region: 299-1363 (354 amino acids)
Biological process (GO): visual perception
Cellular component (GO): membrane
Source: RefSeq, a predicted model, not a curated record
AAACCAUUUGAAACCUAGAGACUGUUUCUCCUUUGCUUGGAAGGAACCACCAGAAAUAGUUGUAGGUGCUAAUUGCCCAUUAUUCUCACUAAUGUGAAAUUGUUAAUUGGGAUCUUUGAACAUUUUACUUGCUUGAAUCCUAACUGGGGGAGCUCAAGAUGGAAGGACCGUUCAGUGGCUCGCUUCCCGUUGUGCCGUUCGGGGUCUCUUCCAACGCCUGAAUGGUUCUUCCUCGAGUCGCUUACGCCAAGAAGAGGGGUCCAGGCUGCGAAGUCUUCCAACAUCUCACAUUACAAAGAUGGCACUGCUGAAAGUCAAAUUCAAUCAGAAGAAACGGGUAAAACUAGCGCAGGGACUAUGGCUCAUGAACUGGUUUUCAGUGUUUGCUGGAAUCAUUGUUUUUAGCAUGGGAUUGUUCCUCAAAAUUGAACUCCGGAAGCGAAGCGAAGUGAUGGACAAUUCUGAAAGCCACUUUGUGCCCAAUUCUUUGAUAUUGAUGGGUAUAUUAUCCUGCGCCUUCAAUGGGUUUGCUGGCAAAAUUUGUUAUGAUUCUCUGGAUCCCGCUAAAUUUGCCAAGUGGAAGCCUUUGCUGAAACCUUACCUGGCACUAUGUCUCCUCUUUAACAUACUCAUUUUCUUUGUUGCUCUGAUUUGUUUUCUCAUGCGGGGCUCUCUGGACAGCACGCUGGCCCAGGGGCUCAAGAAUGGCAUGAAGUUCUACAGGGACACAGACACCCCCGGAAGAUGCUUCAUGAAGAAGACCAUCGACAUGCUCCAAAUUGAGUUCAAAUGCUGUGGCAACAACGGCUUCAAAGAUUGGUUCGAAAUUCAGUGGAUCAGCAACAGAUACCUGGACUUCAGCUCCAAAGAAGUGAAAGAUCGGAUCAAAAGCAACGUGGACGGAAGGUACUUGGUGGACGGCGUCCCUUUCAGCUGCUGCAACCCCAGCUCCCCGAGACCCUGCAUCCAGUACCAGGUCACCAACAACUCAGCCCACUACAGCUACGACUACCAAACGGAGGAGCUCAACCUCUGGCGCCGUGGCUGCCGGGAAGCCCUCCUGCACUACUACAGCAGCAUGAUGAGCUCCAUGGGUGCCAUCGUCCUCCUCGUCUGGCUUUUUGAGAUGUCCGUGAUGGUUGGCUUGCGUCUUCUGCACACCUCUCUGGAAAGCAUUGCAAAUCCCGAAGACCCUGAAUGUGAAAGCGAAGGGUGGGUCCUGGAGAACAACCUGAAGGACACUUUGAAGUCCGCGCUGGAGAGUUUGAAAAAGAUUGGUAAGUUCAAUCAGGUGGAAGCAGACGCCGAAGGGGCUGAAGGAGAGGAAGGUGGGAAGACGCCAGCCAUCACAACGGUCAGUUGAGCUUCUAACUGAUGUGGACUUUUUAUCAGAGAGAAAUAAAAAAACCUGAGAGUUGUGAAUACCUACAUUUUAAAAGCUAUGUAUCAACCAUCAGAAUACACAUUUCUACGCGUGCUUUUUUUUUUGUACAUGGGAGCAUACAACAUAGUGCACCAUGGGAUAAUACACUUAUCCACAAUGUGAGUACACCCUAUUCAUAUCUUCUUGGGGAAAUGACCCCACUAGGACUUACAAUAUUCACAUGUUCCCUUAUCAAGGACAGUUAGUUUAAAAAAAAAAAAAAAAACCUAAAAAAAGAAUUCCUGGCAUCACACGGUGAUCCAUUCCAUCUUAUUUUGAAAUUAAAAGUGGAAUUUGAAAAAUUAAUAUUUUUGGUCAAGUUGUGUUAUCAUAUUUUAUGUAUUUCAACUUUUAAAGACAAACAGAUUGGUUUUCUGGGGAGUAACAUGUUAGAAGUCAAAGAAAGCAGGAUUUCCAGAAUUGUAUAUAACUUAGUAUACAGGUAUUUUGACAAACCUCUCAUAUAAUGUGAUUUUUGUUAAUGUGCUAAGCAAUGGUAUUUUCUGCUGUAUUCUUAAGAUGUACAUAGAACAAAAUGCAAACUUAUGCUGAGAAUUUAUGUACUAAGCAAAAAUUGUGAUUUAAUGAAACAGCACAAGUAUCGUGAAAACAACAUUAAGGUAAGAUUUAUGGGUUUUGUUUCUCAGGGUUUUUUUCAGCCUGUAUAUCUUGAAUGAGUGUGUUGUAGACUUAUGUUUCACCUUGUAUUUAAACAAGCAGAAGCUUAGAAGAUUCCUCUUGUAGUGAGUGGAAUCAAUGCUCUGAGCAUGUGCCAGUUAUGGUUAUUCUGGACAUUUUAAAAAGUAUGUAAUCUCAUAGCUUGCUCCAGAAUAUUCAAGCCCAACUAUUUUUAAAGCAAGAAAAAACCAACCCAAAACAAAAAGGCUACUUAGAACUAACAUUUUAAAUGUUUUCCAGGGUUCUAGCAAAUGGAUACCAUUCAGCUGCAAGUAUGUCAAGCCUCAAAACUUUGAGGCCAAGGAAAAGUAAGUUUAAAUCAGUCCCCAGUGUGCAAAUUUUACAAGUUUUAUUCUUCUUCAUCAGUGAUAGGGUACCCUUCAUUAUAUCUUUUAAGUCAAAGGGAAGGCACAUUUUGCAUAUCCCGCUGCAUCUCUCCAAACAUACUGUCAUAGCUGGAGGACACUGUUCUCAUAUACAAAGUUGGAAUAAGACAUGGAAAGAGUUUGCUGUGGUGCGUGGCCUCUAGUGAGGAAACAGAGCAUCAUCUUGAGUUUAUCUGCAGCUGCCAGAUAAUUCAGCUAAAGGGAAAGAAACCUGAGAGAGCAAGCCCCAACCUUUUGCACAAACGAUUGCAGACAUCUCAGUCCCUCAGCUACAAGCCAGGCACCACACUUAUUUUUACCCUGGCUGUGCAAAACCUCUACUUCUCUGUGGUGUACCUGGGAGAGUUUUCUCAGCAGGUCCCUUCCACCUGGCUGGUGGCUGGCCUUCAAACAAAGCCAUGUUUGCAGCUGCCUAAUCACUGCACAGCCCAUUAGUGUUCAUUCUUAAUCACUUGUGCACUUGCCCCAGCAGCACUCAGCUCCUCUGGCUUUUGUUCAAACUCCUUCUAGGAUGGACAGACCAGUUCACAGCAGGACAGGUAGGGACAUGUCCGUAUAUCAAACCGUAGCCUGCAUCUCGGUGGCCACGCUCUUUCAGGCCAUCUGCAUGCAAGGUUUGAUUUUGAAAGGUAUUUGUGGCAUCCUUUCACUUUUACAAAGCUGGUCAAAGCUUUUAAGUUUAGUUACAAUAAUGAAUUAAAAAGUCAACUUUGUUCUUUUGUGCAUAAGACUGACUAGAACAAGGGCACUAACAUAAAAGCCAACUUGCUACUCACCACAGCCUAUCAUCUAUUGCUUUGCUGAGGGACGCUCUGCAUGGCAGAACUGUACAAAAACCAAACCAACUCCUUCCUUCUCAGUAAGACAUCACUACGACUGGCUGCUCCUCUCAGCUCGUCCAUUAGAGGAGAAUAGGAUUGUGGAUGGUGCAUGAUGUGGCCACAUAUAUCAGAGAAGAGCUUUUCGGAGGAGUCACAUAUGGAUAGGAGCUGCAUUACAAGGAUUAAUUACAGUUUUUCCUUGUGACGCUUCAGUGUGCUGUGAUCUAUACCAGUUACUUGACUAGACAUCUGAUUUUUCAAAGAGAUCUAGAUUUAUUGCUGCCCUAGAAAACUGGUUUAGGCCAUUGAUUUAGACAAGACUCUCCAAUUAUUUAUGGUGUCUAUUUUUUUUUUUCAGUCUAUUGCUAGAGUAACAUAACAAAUUGUCAAAUUAUUCUUUCAAUGCCACACUGGAGAAGCCAGUUCCCAGAGCAAGGGUCUCAUGGUAUCAGGCAGGUAGAGAGACCAUCUGAGACAGAUUUAUGAAGAACAGUACUGGAAUCAGGGUUUUGUACAAAUAAGAAUAGUGUAUAUGCUAAUCAUAGAAUGGGUUGGGUUGGGAGGGACCUUAAAGAUCAUCUAUUUCCAACCCCCCUGCCAUGGGCAGGGACACCUGCCACUAGACCACGUUGCUCGAAGCCCCAUCCGACCUGGCCUUGAACACUUCCAGGGAGGGGGCAUCCACAGCCUCUCUGGGCAACCUAUCCCAGUGUCUCCCCACUCUCACAGUAAAGAAUGCUGUCUAAAAUAAAGCCUCCUGGUUAAUGAAGAUCUUUGUAACAUCAUAUGAUUACUACAAGAUUGUAAUAUGACUGCUUUGUAAAAUAUUACAUGUAAUAUAUCAUUCAUCCAAUCUUACAUAUACUUUCUUGUGACAUCGCAAAUGCUGUUCUAGAUAAAGAUAUCUCUGCUGCCUGCAAAUGUAAAUUUAGGUAUUAAAAAUUAUAUUGCAAGUAAAGACCUCUUAAAAGAAAAUGUUUAAAUAUAUACAAUUUAAUACAGAUUUCUUUAAUUUGGA